This is a messenger RNA of Planococcus citri (citrus mealybug), 2503 nucleotides long. RefSeq lists its product as uncharacterized. NCBI's taxonomy places the organism in Eukaryota, Metazoa, Arthropoda, Insecta, Hemiptera, Pseudococcidae. The record is from RefSeq and is a predicted model, not a curated record. Bases 402 to 2483 code for a protein of 693 amino acids. The transcript is spliced from 3 exons.
GCAUAGAUACAGUUGGUCAGUUGAUCUUUCUAAGUCGCUCACUUGGGAUAUAUAUUGUGUAAAUUUCCACCUCCAUAAAUGUGUUUAAGGCUCAGAAUAAGUGCACAAAAUGCCUGGAAAAAAUAAAUUUCGUUAUGUGAAUAAUUUUUAAUCUCAUUGAAAUGAGCAACAUUUUGAAAAUUUUACCACCUUUUUUUCGCCAUCUUAAACGUGGAAAGCUUGAAUUUUAUUACCUAUCCAUUUAUCAUUAUUGAUAACCGAAUGGGUGGCUUGGGUACCUAUACCUAUAGAUAUUCAUUCAUAAAUACGUACGAGUAUUUCAGAGGGAAUGAAAUCAGAAAUCUUGACAUGUAUUUUCGUUCUUCGCUUGUAUUUACAUUCAGAUCCAACACAAGUAAACAAUGCAACUCUACGAAAUUCCAAUACUUCAAAUCAAUUUCUUCAGCAUACUCGUCACAGGAUAUGGCAUCUCUUCAGUGACAUCAAUAACUGAAACAACUCCAGCCCCACAGACCACACCUUCCUAUAAACACACUUUAUCCUCGGAAUAUAAUAAUUUCCCCGACAUUUUAGCAAGUAAAUUUUUCUUAGAUAAAACAGCAUUAAUAUCACAAGUGAUUGAGAACGAAUCACCACAUCUGCUUUUCACCGCACCAUCUCAUUUCGGAAAAACUACCAAUUUGGGAAUGCUGAUGACUUAUUUAGAAUUACCUAUCAAUUGGGAAAAUGGUGAAAUCGUAUCGAAAGAGAACACUUACGCUUACGAGGUGUUCUAUAAUUCGAAAACCAGCAAUCUGACUAUCACGACUUCGAAUCCCGAUUAUUUUCAACGUCAUUUUAUGGAAUACUCGGUCAUUGGUAUUGAUUUGUCGGAUGCUGCGAAUUACGACUUGUUGGAUCCGUCAUUGUCUUAUGAAAGCAGGACUGAUAAAAUCAUAACUAAAAUUAAAUCUACAUUAUUCGAUCCCGUAGAAAGAUACGAAUGCGUUUUGGAAAAAACCGACCGAGGUAGGGGAUUGCUCCAGAGAGUCCUGGCGAUUAAGAAAGAUCUGCAUAUACAUGAUUUGGAAAACAUCUUACUCGAAGCUUUAUUCGAAUUCGUCGAAAUAUUGCGAGAAAUAUUCCCAGAUAAAAAAGUUAUUCUGUUGGCCGACGGGUAUGAUUAUUGGAUUGAGAUAGCAUUACAUUUGAAAUGCGAUGCGAAAUUCAUAUUGGCAACUGUUGAGAAUAUUCUUCUGAGAUUACUAAAUUCGGGAAGAAGUACGGUUGAUAGAUCUUGCAUCUUUGGAACUUUUAAUGUGAUUAGAGCCGAAACAAGCUCAUCAUUGAGGGAUAUAUUAGUGAGCUAUCCCUUUCUGGAAGGCCACAAAUUCGAAUCAUAUUUCGGGGUAACGGAAAAUGAGCUGAAAUCCAUAUUUGGAAAGUACAAUGUCAGCUCAAAAGAAGAAAUCGCCAUCGAAGAAUAUUAUGCUCCUUAUAUCAGUAAAUCAGGACGAAAAAUUUACCCAUUGCGUUCUGUAAAAGGUUAUUUUAAUGAUAGGAAAAUACCUAUCACAGAUCCACCUAUAAUGAAACCAUUCUUUACUGCAGAGCUUGUACCUUCGAGGAUGUUUUCAUCGUAUGUAUUGGGAAAUAGAGUAAUUCAGUACAAUUUGAUGAAAUUUUUACUCGGGUACCCGGUAAAGAUCACCGUCAACUCGAGCGUCGAUCUCACAGAAUUUAAUUUCUUGGAACACUGGUUUCAAAAUAAGCAAGAAGCAGUUACCAUUGAACUGGCAACAACGCAAAACCGUCUAUAUUUUUCGCUACUCUUGGAAAUAGGUUUAAUUACCUAUUAUCACGACGAUGAGAAUAUUAUAAUUUUACCUAAUACAGAGUGUACGAAAAUUCUCGAAACUAAAAUUAAGCAAUACCUUUGGCAGCAGAAAAUUGUUUCAAGGGAUCGUAUGGAAUAUGCUAGAGAUGCUGUGAAAUCAAUUAUCAACGAAUCGUACCCCGAAAAAGAAAAAUUAUUGGAGUUCAAAACAAAACUGAACAAAUUGUUUUUUUCAGAAGAAGAAAUCAAACAGGUGGAAAAAUAUGAAGAGGAGUUGGUCAAGUUUGAUUACCAGUGUAAGAUUGCACAGCUACUGCAUCCUAUUAUCAAGUUACAGAAUCGGUCUCUCGGAUUAAUUAGCAACGAGACUAAUUCUGGAGAAGAAUUUGCAGGUAUAGCUGUGUCGAAUGAUGAUCAAUCUGUAGUAACGAUAUUUGAAAUGAAUUUUGAUCGAGGGAAACACGAGGGUCAGAAUUAUUAUUUGAAACUGCCUCGGAAUUAUGCUGAUUUUCGUCAACUAUACCUGAAAAAAAUUAUCAUCGAUGUGAUUAGACGUGAAAAUUAUACAAUUAUUUGUGUUUUUCCUACAGUAUUAUGCAAUUGUACCGCUGAUAUAGUCAAUUAUUUGAAUUCAGAACAGAAUUAUAUUAGUACAUUGCUAGUUUAAUUAAACUGUGAAAAAUGUUU